AUGUUACAGAAGGCAACUUGCCGUAUAUUAAUGUGUAGACCAACAUACUUUGAUGUUUUUUACUCAAUUAAUCCCUGGAUGUCGGUGAAUAAACCCGUCGAUACCAAAAAGGCGAUGGAUCAAUGGAACACAUUGAAAAAGACCAUAGAAAAUUGUGGCGGGCGCGAGAACCUUCCAGAUCUCGUCUUCACCGCCAAUGCAGCGAUAGUUCGCAAAGGCCAGGUUUACUUGGCGAACUUCAUGCAUGAACAACGAAAAGCCGAGUGGAAAUUCAAUGACCAGUGGUUUCGACAAAAUGGAUUCAACACUCAUUUCAAUCCAGACAUACCCCAUGAAGGUACUGGAGACGCCCAAUGGUGCUGCAAGGGCAAAGUACUGAUCUCUGGAGUUGGACCAAGAUCCGACGUCCGUGCGUUGUCAGAUAUUCAAGAAAAGCUGCAGUCUGAUGGCGACACAUUCAAAGUGAUAGGAGUGCGAUUGGUAGAUGACAGGUAUCGUGCAUGUUCCAUAAAUUUCUGUUGA
Cooperia oncophora is the source of this 522-nucleotide messenger RNA. Lineage: Eukaryota; Metazoa; Nematoda; Chromadorea; Rhabditida; Trichostrongylidae. The record is from the annotation of a GenBank genome assembly.